Anopheles darlingi is the source of this 2206-nucleotide messenger RNA. RefSeq lists its product as uncharacterized. NCBI's taxonomy places the organism in Eukaryota, Metazoa, Arthropoda, Insecta, Diptera, Culicidae. The transcript has 2 exons. The record is from RefSeq and is a predicted model, not a curated record. The coding region runs from base 141 to 2177 and encodes 678 amino acids.
CAGAACUAAAUCACCACGUGCACACCGAAAAACCGGGCGCUUUUUUGGACACAGAUCCUUUUUUGCGAAGGGUUUGUUUUGGUUUCCUGACAUAACCGCCCUCCCGGUCCCAACCCUCGCUUUUGUGGCCAGCCUUGCACAUGGCAGACAGCAUAAUGGAAAUUAACGAGCUGCAAAUGAUGCAAUUCGCGGAGGAGAUCAUACAACCCUUCGCAAUCAGCUGUGUCGACGACAUGAUGAGCAUAAGUACGAAGGAACAUACCUGCGUGUUUCAGCUCAAAUACCGACACCUGGCCGAAGACAACGUCAUCAAUUACGAGUUUUCUCGCAUCAAAUGCUCCACUGAAAGACCCACGGGACGGUUAAACGCGGACGAGAACACGAUUUACCAAGCCAGUAAUCGUGAAGAACGAAGAAGGAUCAUGCUCGAUCAAACAUUGUUUCCCAACGUGGCGAAGAUUUACAUUAACUGCCUACAAUCCUGGCCAUCCCCACAGGGUAUAAUUGCGGACGCACCGCGCGAGCAGCUUGUGGCCAGUUUGACGAACCUGGGACAGCUAACCAUCUAUCGGCAGGAUGCUAACUGGCUCUCGAACUGGCAGCAGUACGUGAAUUUAUCUGAAUGUUGGCUGCAGCACAUAUACGACAAUCGUUACAUUGAAACGUUCGACGAACUCAGAGCAACGGCCGAUGAUGUGUUAAUAACGUGUUUCUGCUGGCCACAGCAAGUCCGACGACAGCCGUUGCUAAUCAGUUUCGGUACGAUGAGUGGAAAAUUCGUUAUUUGCCAUCUACUCCCGUCUGCCGGAGUCGAGAUCGUGCACGUUUACCAGGAAACGGAAACACCCGUUCUGCUCAAGCACUUUGCGCUGCAGACAGAGGAAGAAAAUCUAUUAUUGGCCGGUCUACAGAGCGGCCGGGUAGCAUUGUAUUGUUAUCGUAGCGCUGCACAAAUAAUCGGAUUCAAGCGCAUCGCUACCCUUUUCGAAGAGGACAUUCCGAUAUCUGCAAUCGAAUGCGAAAUCGAUCACCAAUAUCGCCAGCUACUACUGGUCGUUGUCAAGGGAACCUACAUACUGGCACUGCACGCUAACUUUGACGGCAAGAUUCUGGCCAGUACUACGCUGGAUCUGGAAAACUUCAUGAUAACCGGAUUGCAGCAACUCAAGAAGGGACAGUACGUUGCCUCUACGAUGCCGGGCACCCUGUUUCUCGUCACUAUCGUCAACGGUGCAAGACUGAAGAUGGAGAAGUCUAUGAUCAAAAACAGGCUCAAUGUAGACUCAUACGCACUGUACGGAUUGGCCGCAUCUCGGAAUCGGGCAUGUUGGACGUUUGUUGCAUAUCCCUCGCGACGCUUCGAUCAUCUUUCAAUUCGCUACCCAACGGCCAUCUUUUUUGCUAAAUUUACCCAACGAAAUGCAAUGGAAAUUCUACUAGCCAACGAGACUCGGCUGCUAAGAGAUUUUUACGAUGCGGCAGAAGUUGUGCGAUUCGAUGGCAGUCGGGACACGGAUGUGCUGUCUUUGGUUGAGAAAAGUUUAGCUCAAGCAGGAAUGGACGUAUCGGAACCUUACUAUUUGAAGCUUCGCAUGACGAUUCUCGGCGCAAAGAUCGCUCGUAACAAAAAGCGCAGCAUGGUAAUCACGGAUGGUUUCAUCACACAGUAUCAGUUUAUCUGUUCAUUACUGCAAGCAUUCAGUGCCUGUACUAUACUCAACCAUCUAAUUGAUCUGGCUACCGACCGUCCCCUAACUAAGCUGCAACAACUUACAGUACGGUGUUUACGCCGAUUCGUCAGCAGCAUAUUGGAGGAACCGUUUCCCGAAGGCAUCGAAGAUGUGGAAGCAAAUGCUAAGGAAAAGCUUAAAAACGAUCUUUCGCGAUCAGACCGGCUAUGCAACAUCGAGCGCCCGCCUGCUGAAUUGUGUACGUUCUGUGAUGCGACGAUUGAUGAAAGUAAAGGUACAUGUGCUGAUGACCACACCGUCCUGCGGUGUCUGUUGACGAAGGUGCAGAUACCUAUCGAGGAGUUGGAGAGCAUUUGCCCCAUGUGCCAACAAUAUUGUAUUUCUCCAGACCGCCUAAUGAAGCUGUUGGAGACGGACCGCAGACCAACAUCCUUCGACUAUCGGACGUGUCACGUUUGUGAUGUUUCAUUUGUAUCAAUAAAGUAGAAACUAGAUUAUCAGAAAGCCAAAAUAAA